Messenger RNA from Melanotaenia boesemani (Boeseman's rainbowfish), 1538 nucleotides. RefSeq lists its product as uncharacterized. Lineage: Eukaryota; Metazoa; Chordata; Actinopteri; Atheriniformes; Melanotaeniidae. The transcript is spliced from 3 exons. The record is from RefSeq and is a predicted model, not a curated record. Bases 229 to 1437 code for a protein of 402 amino acids.
CAAUCACUGCAGGAAACAGGAAAACAACCACACACAAGUACAGAGGACACGCAUAUGGACUUAAACUGCAGAACAACUGUUUUUGCUCUUCUUUGCAGAGGAUUAUAAUUCCUGCCUUCCCUUCAUGCAUGAGCCUUACAGGGAUCUUAGCAUAUUGAUAACAUCAUUCUGACUAAGGGAAAUAAACACAGAUAAAACUAAGCUUGCACUAAUUAGUCAGAUACAGCUAUGAUCCUGAUGGGUCGCAGUUUGUGUCUGCCUUCUCCAGCCACCAUCCAGGAGCUGUUUUCUGUGGCUCGGGAUGCCAGCAUCAUCCCUGAUAUCUCUCUAGAUCCUGUCCUCACCACCUUCCUCUCACUGGACUCCAAUGCAGCGCUGCAGCACCAUUAUGCCUUCUUACAGCGGAGCAUGAGCAUGGAGGAGCAGACAGCAUUCAACCUCAACCUGACCGGAGAGGUGGGGGCCAGCAGGGUCACAUAUGGAGGAGUAGGGAUUGUCGCUCUGGCUCUGUCCAUGCUACUUGAUCAAGUUUCUCAACAAGUCAGAGCACAAAGACCAACGGAGGAUCAUCCUUCAAGUCAGACUUCCAAAGCUAAGAUGAUUUUUGGCAUCAGCACCUCUUCGAGAAUUGGUUGGAUUAUUCACAACUACCUCCGCCUCAUUCCUGGCAUCGCCAACAGCCAGGAUCAGAUGGCCGAGACCACAGAGCUCUAUGACAACUGGCUGAAACUGGAGCUGCUUGACCAUUAUGAAAGGAUGACCACAAAGAAAAGAAUGAGUACAGAGUCCAUGCAGCAGUGGUUGGUGGGAGCUGCAUUUCAUCUGCACAUGAGAAUCCACCAGGUUCGUCUGCAAUCCGUUCCAUUAGGAUCCGCAGAAUCGUUGCGUUUGUCAUAUAAGACAGCCUUGAAUCACCUGGUUCAGGCCUACACAGCCUAUCUGCACAGAAACAUCAAGGAGACUGAAGCUCCAGGACCACAAAAACUCAAGUCCAGCCAGCCAGCCAGCGGUCCAAGAGAAACCCACAUGUUCAACAUGACAAACAUGAACUUCUCCAGUAAUGUUGGCUUGGCUCAUCCAGCUCAUGAAGUUAAUAAAUCCACCACAUUCCAGAUUAAACAAGACUUCGGACACGAUAAUCUGAAAGGAAGCAAUGACACAACUGAAGAGCUCAGGAGCAGAAACACAGUCAGCUUUGGUUACAGCAGGGAGGAGGAAGACAGCAUGUUUGGUCUGUUGGUCAUUGAGUUUCAGAAAAACGUGAGUCACGGUGUGCAACACCACCCCUGUGAGUCUCCAGCCAUCCAACAGGCUUUGGUGACUCGGAUCAUGAAUUCUCAGGAUCUGGAGCGCAACAGGAACUUUUUCCUUUACUCCAUAAGAGUCCUCCACAGCCUGCUCAGACAGAGGGACGACUUUGAGCUGAAGACAAAUUAGUCUUUGACAUGUUCCUCUGAUUGCACAACUCUGUGCACAAGAGAUAAAUUAAGACUCUCUGAGGAUGUUGAUUUUUCUGUUUUAUCAUGUAGAGAACAAAA